UAUAUACAAAUUCUUUCUCCGCCUCUCUUAUCCGAACUGGGUUUAUAAUUUUCUUGAAUUACAGAUAUUUGUGUGUAAUUUGGGUUGUUUUUGUAUGAAAGAUGACGGCUUUUGAUCGGAAAGUGAAGGCUGAAUUGCCGAGUAAAUCGCCUAGGCCUUCAAAUAAGCUUCAUGUUUCAGUUCCGGUGGCGUCUGGUCGGGUUGCGGAGGCGGCGGAGGUGGCGGAGGCGGCUUGUUUGGCUUACGAGCACUACGUUAGGCUGCCGGAGCUGAAGGAGCUGUGGGGUUGUAAGGAGUUUUCGGGGUGGAAGCAGGAGCCGCUGCUCAAGCCAGCUUUGCAAGGCUUGGAAAUAACUUUCCGGUUUAUCUCCGGCGCCUUGUCGGAUCCGAGGCCGUACGCGAACCGGCGAGAAUGGAAGCGGAGGUUGGAGUCCCUGGCGAGGAGUCAGGUCGAAAUCAUCGCUAUGUUAUGCGAGGACGAAGAAGCGGAGGACGGAGAGACACGUGGCGCGGCACCAAUCGUUGAUCUGACGUCAUCAGACGGCACGCUGGCUCGGCGGAACAGCUCGGCGGAGGUGUGGAAGCUCUCCGACGAGGUCACGGUGGUGAGCCGAACGAGCGAGGCCAGCUUGUUGCCCCGCCUGGUAACGUGGCGGAAAUCGGAGGAUAUCGCUGAGAAUAUCCUCGGAUUCAUAGAGAGCGAGAUGCGCAAGUGUCCGUACACGCUAGGGUUAGGCGAGGCGAACCUCAACGGUAAACCUAGUCUCGACUACGACGCCAUUGUUAAGCCCUCGGAGCUUCAUUCCCUGAAGAAAUCCCCCGCCGAGAGCAUGAAUCUGCAAAAUUUCGAGAAUCAAACUCUCUACACUACUCACCAGAUCCUCGAAACGUGGAUCUGCGCGUCCAAAUCAAUCCUGAACCGAAUCGCGGAGAGAAUCGAAUCAAAAUCCUUCGGAAACGCCGUAAGCGAUUGCUGGAUCCUGGAGAAAACCUGGAAUCUGUUAACCGAAAUCGAAAACCUCCACCUGUUAAUGGAUCCCGACGACUUCCUCCGGCUAAAGCACCAGCUAUCGAUCAAAGUAACCGCCGAAUCGCAACCGUUCUGCUUCCGAUCGAGAGGACUGGUGGAAAUCACGAAGCUCUCCAAGGAUCUGAGGCAGAAAGUCCCCGGUAUUCUGGACGUCGAAGUCGAUCCCAACGGCGGCCCAAGGGUUCAGGAGGCGGCGAUGAAGCUGUACGCGGAGAAGGACGGUUUCGAGAGGAUCCAUUUGGUUCAAGGCUUGCAGGCAAUUGAAAUGGGCGUGAAGAGAUUUUACUAUUCGUAUAAGCAGCUUUUGACGGUGGUUAUGGGGAGCUUGGAAGCCGGAGAUUCCGACGAUUCGUUGGCUCAGGUGUUCCUUGAGCCGACAUAUUUUCCGAGCUUGGAUGCGGCGAAGACGUUCUUGGCGGUGCACCGGAGCCACGAACAUGGCCGCCGGUUUAGUCCGUAAUUACGGAACCAAAAUUGGAGGAUAGUACAAACUAUAUGCGAAAACUUAUGCAAUUUCAUUUUUUUUUAAUUUAUUUUAUAAAAUUGUAUAAUUAGAAAUUUAGAAUUAAUUAUU
This is a messenger RNA of Ipomoea nil (Japanese morning glory), 1604 nucleotides long. RefSeq names its product nematode resistance protein-like HSPRO2. The coding region runs from base 102 to 1490 and encodes 462 amino acids. The record is from RefSeq and is a predicted model, not a curated record. The transcript has a single exon. NCBI's taxonomy places the organism in Eukaryota, Viridiplantae, Streptophyta, Magnoliopsida, Solanales, Convolvulaceae. Gene Ontology annotation, biological process: defense response. Gene Ontology annotation, molecular function: heme binding; metal ion binding.